Messenger RNA from Didymodactylos carnosus, 354 nucleotides. The record is from the annotation of a GenBank genome assembly. Lineage: Eukaryota; Metazoa; Rotifera; Eurotatoria; Philodinida; Philodinidae.
AUGCAUCAAGAAGGAAGUUUUUUCUUUCGUCAUGAUCCUGGCGGUUGGGAAUUAGAUGAUAUUACAGUUUAUCAUGGUAUGACACAAUUAAUUACUAACGGGGGUUUUGAAACCGGUGAUUUAACAGGAUGGACCUAUAGUGGUUCAUGUAAUUGGUAUUCUGGUACAGCAAAAUCUGGUAGUUCUUACGCACAUACAGGAUCAUAUUAUUACUAUGAUCGUUGUGCUGAUUACGGCGAUAAAAUACAACAAACAUUUCCAACAGUUGUUGGCGAUAUUUAUGUUAUUAGUUUUUGGUUAUCAAAUUAUGAUUGUUGUGGAACAACAGAAAUAGCUACUGUUACAGUUGGAUAG